Molecule: messenger RNA, 742 nt
Organism: Racocetra persica
Lineage: Eukaryota; Fungi; Glomeromycota; Glomeromycetes; Diversisporales; Gigasporaceae
Source: the annotation of a GenBank genome assembly
AUGUCAGGAUCAAACAGAACAGAUAACGAGGAUCAUGUAACAGGACCAUUGAGUGAUUUGGCUUCUUCAACAGCAGUAGAGCCCUCAAUUCUCUCAACUACAUCAAAACCACCAGCACCUUCAACGCUUAAAAAUAAUUCUUCCCUAAAAAAUAAAAUAAGGAGAUUUCUGUUCCCGUUAUUCCUGUUAUUUGUUGAUAUCGGUUUACCACUUCUCCUAUAUUUUAUUCUUUCAAAACAUAUACCCAAUAUUUGGGCACUAAUCAUAUCAGGUAUCCCGCCUAUUGUUUCUGUUAUUCUUAAUUUUAUCAUUCGCAAGCAACCCAACGCCGUUGGAAUCCUCGCAAUAGUCGGUUUCAUUGCUGGACUUAUAUUGUCUUUGUUUCAAGAUGAUCCAAAGUUAUUCUUAUUACGAGAAUCAUUUAUUACUGGUGUAUUUGGUUUAAUAUUUAUUGUCACUUUAAUUCCGAUAAAAAUCGGCACCUUCCAAAUGCGUCCCUUAUUAUAUUAUAAAUUUAAGAAUCUUGAACUUGGUAAUCUUAAAGGUUUAACUGAAGAUGAGCCUAUUUCUGAACGAUAUGAGAGAUAUUGGAGAUCUGAACCUUUAUUUCGACGUACAUUUAUCGUUAUGAACGCUGUUUGGGGUUUUGGUACACUUAUUGAAGUUCCUAUCCGUAUUAUAAUUAUUUACAAUACAAAAACUGUUGAUGAAGCUGUUUAUAUUGGACAUAUUGUUUUUAAUA